UGUGUCUAUAACAUUGUGCUUCGCUCAAGGUCUGACUAAUUAAGUACCGUCUUUCUUUUUUAUUGUUAUUAGUCAAUAGAAAGAUUAAGUAAUUUCAAUAUAACUCAAAAAUAAAGGCGAAAAGGGAUUUUAAAAAUAUAAUAAAAUAUAUAUUAAUAUAUUAUAUUAAAUGGGUGUGCCAAAGAAUAAAAGCGUUUGAGAUGAAUACGCGACUACCUGAAUAGCACAACGUCAGGUACAACAUUCUACCUGUGGGCUACUCUCUGAGCUUAUUCUACUAAACGAUCGAACGGCCUAUAAAACCUGGUGACACGGCCAACUCUACUCACAAUAAAUUUCACAGUCAUUGGAAAUUGACGGUAGACUAAACGAAAAAACUACAAAAUAUAUUGACUAAAAUAUUAUUACAAAAUAUGGACUUCUUGCUACCGAUUCUUUCCGAGGAUCAACUCGCAGCUGAGAUCGCAUUACUUAAUAAAGCCACAAAGCCCGAAGAAAUACAAAAAUUGGUAGAUAGUUGGUUGAAUAAGUAUCUACCGCAAUUGGAGCCUUGCGAACUCAAUCCUGUAGUGCAAGAUAUUCUUAGAACCAAAUCCACAUUAUCGGAGAAAAUGCAUCAUCUUUCCAGAGUAUAUAGAAGAUUGAAGCAGCAACAAAGAAUCAUCGCGCUAAGUACUGUGUUAUCAAAACGCGCAACUAACCAGUUAAUAAGCUCCACGAGUGACCUAUACACGACGCAUGGUAGGUCAAGUACAAGCAGUUUCAAUUUCACAGCAUCCCCUGUGUGUUCAAACGCAAAGCAAAACACGCGCUGUGAUAGCAAUUACCGCGCUGAUCCACGUAAGCGUGUUCUGUGGGAAAUGAGGCAAGAAACUGUAAAUCAAAGCGAGAUCUCAACAGAAACGCAAUCCGGAAAUAAUGUAAAGCCUAUGGAUGCUUCCGUGAAAGCUCAAAUGAACGCUGUAUCUGAAAAUAAUACUUAUAAUGUUGCUAACAGCAGUACCAUCAAAAAUGUAGCAAUUGGCGGAGUGGAAGCCCAAUCAAUCAGAGGCAUGGAUGGCACAACUAUGCAAAUGCCGAUCUUGAUCAAUGAUAUCGGCAGUACGAACAGAAUGGAGAAUAAUCUCGCUUCCAGUACAAGUACAUCACCUCCCGUGACAACUACAACGAUAUCGGAAAAUAUCAUUAAUAAUGUUGUUGACAGCAGCAACAUCAGAAAUGUAGUAAACGAUGGUGAAGAAAUCCAAUCGAUCAGUACCAUGGAAGGCAUUGAAUCUGUAGCUGCAUAUGAAACUGUUGCUACGAGUACUGAAAGUGGCAUCAGCAUUUCGAAUACCGUGGAUACUGAUCGCGCUACCAGCACGAGUACACCAACCCUUGCAUCCUCACCAUUCGUAACAAGUUCAACGCCUAUGCAAAUACCGAUCUUGAUUAAUGAUAUCGGAAUCUCGAGUGCCGCAGAGAAUGAUCGCGCUGCCAGUACAGGUACACCAACACCAAUUUCACCGCCCCGAGCAAGUUCAACACCUAUGCGAGGUCCACAUUUACCCACUAUUGAUAACGGUGUUUACACAGUUAUUGGUCCGAAUGGCACAAAAGUUCCCACCAGAAAAUUCCAAACCAUAUCAUUUGAGGCUCCGUCCACGGCCACGCGCAUAUUGCUUUGUUUAGUCUUCUCGGAAGAGAUACUGGCGAAAAAUACACUUAGCGGCAAGCCGUCACCAGCAUUUGUGGGUCGUGAGCGUCCACCUAAGGGUCAAUUGAAUCCGGACAAGGUUUCGGAUAUCAUACAUUGUGUUAAAUUACACACUCCUUUCACUGAAAAGAGUAUUCGCAGCAUAAUCACCACAAAAUGUGCAGAUAGCACAAAGAAGCUUAGACGACUCAGUAAGACUUAGAAACUCACUGACUGAAUUGAUAAAUGUAGCAGAAGCACGAAUAGCAAGCCACGGAGGCACGUUUACCACAAAUAAUGUAAUAUAUAUAUUUUUAAAAUUUUAUGAAGUUCAAAUAUUUAUAAUAUUUAGAAUCUGAUUUGUAUUAUAUUAUAUUUUAUGUGAUGAUAAUAUGAUUUAUGUACAUACUUAUAUGUAGAUAUAGUUCCAAUGGUAUUUUAUAUAAGUUUUGUAUACAUCUAUGUUAAUAUUCUUACACUGUAAUUAUUUUAUGUAUAUUUAAAGAUUUUAGUAUUUCGUUUCAACAAAAAAAAAUAUACGGCUCUGCUUGAGCAAAAAAAAAAUCUCAGUUUUUUAGUCGAGUUUUCGCAGCUCUGCGAUUGUAUUCGUAGCGGCUAAUGACGGUAGAUCUUCUACAGCUUACAAACAAGAUGAAAUUAUUACAAAAAUCUCGAUUUAUUUGUGUGGAUAUAAAAUUAUAUUAUUCUGAUUAGCUUGUCGAAGUGCUUCGAUUUAACCAUAUCCGUCUAUCUGUCUGUAUAUUGUCCUCCAUUUUUCUUCCCAAGUAGCUGCUUAUUUGUCGGAAUCCCCAAUCA
Bactrocera oleae (olive fruit fly) is the source of this 2491-nucleotide messenger RNA. NCBI's taxonomy places the organism in Eukaryota, Metazoa, Arthropoda, Insecta, Diptera, Tephritidae. The record is from RefSeq and is a predicted model, not a curated record.